AUGAAAACUUAUGCAAAUGAAGUACAAAAAGAUGAAUCUGACAUUAUAUACAAAUUGAAUCGUUUAGAACAGUAUGAUCGACGCUUAAAUUUAAGAAUUUUUGGUUUACGUGAAGAAGCAAACGAGUCAACAGAUGAAAUUGUAUUAGAUAUAGCUAGAAAAUUGGAUAUACCAAUAUUUGCUCAUGACAUCUCAUGCUCACAUAGAGCUGGUGCAAUGAUCUCAACGGCACAGGAUCGUGGAAAUAUCGGUUCAAAUCACAAUUCAGAUUAA
This is a messenger RNA of Didymodactylos carnosus, 273 nucleotides long. Lineage: Eukaryota; Metazoa; Rotifera; Eurotatoria; Philodinida; Philodinidae. The record is from the annotation of a GenBank genome assembly.